AUGAUUUUUAUUAAGGAGUUCGAUCGUUAUGGGCUUAUUGAUCGACUUGAUUAUGAAGAAGGAGCUAGUUUUGCGUAUAUUCGAUUUACGGAUCAGAAUGCGGCUCUGGAUGCAUGUCGUGCAAUGAAAGGUUUUCCUCUUGGUGGUCGAGAUCGAUGCAUUAUCGUUGAUUUUGCCAAGUACAAUAUUUUUCAAAAAACUGAUGAUCAAAAGAAUGAUCGCAAAAGACGGCCAGCCACACCUGAUGAAAUUCCCAGAAAACGACGAGGGCCAAAGACUCCUCCUGAAAGUCCUCCUUCUACACCAUCUGAUGGUGAUAUUGAUACUAUUGAUGAAUUGGAACGUCGAAUUGCUCCAACUUGGCAGGGUAUUGUAAUUUUGAAAAAAACUGAAUACGCUAUUCGUCUUCAUCGUAUUUCUGGCACUGAACAUUUGCUUCAAAGAUUACUUCGAGAUCCUUCAGAUGGUAGCGCUUUGAAAUUGCACAUUACUCAACGAUUGCCUUUGGCAAGCCAGGAAGCCUUGGAAGAUCGUCUAAUUAAUUCACCAAAAAAACAAUUGAGUCUAAUGAUUGCUGUAGCUUGUGACAAGUCUAUUCGGCCCUUAGCCAAUUAUUUAUCAGAUAAAGACGCUGCUGGAGUAGUCACUGUACCAAAUGGUGUUUUAUAUGUCUUUGCUGCGAGCAAUAUGGCAGAUCGUUUAAUACAAGCAUGUGCUCGAGGCGUUAAUGUUCUAACUCCUGAAUGCGGGCAUCUGUUAUUCGCAUUAGCUCUAAAGUCGCCUUCAGAUACUUCUUCAACUGCUUCUUAA
Molecule: messenger RNA, 810 nt
Organism: Dracunculus medinensis (Guinea worm)
Lineage: Eukaryota; Metazoa; Nematoda; Chromadorea; Rhabditida; Dracunculidae
Source: the annotation of a GenBank genome assembly